GCAGUAAACAGUGAUACAGGUACUUCACAUUUCUCGAUUGUUCUAAGUAUUUGUGAUGUAUAACACAUGUUGUACUAGUCUUGUUGUACUAGUUCUGUACCGUGAAUGUUUCCUGGGAGUUUAAUGUAUACACGUGGAUUAAUAAGUAGUAUGAAUUGUUCAAAAAUCAGUGUUAAACCUUGACCCGGUGAGCGAUAAAAGCCGUUUUAUCAAGUUCACCUAAUGUACAUUGUCAAAUGGUGCAUGUUUAUUGAAUAAAUGCAUGAAGUGGAUUUAAUUUAGCCACAUAGAACCAAGAGCAGACAAAAAAUGUCGGAGUGUCGAGUUCUCAUCGCUAUGGAUGGUAGUGAAGAUGCCGCCAUGGCACUUAAAUACUAUGUGGAGAAUAUCCAUAGACCUGGUUACUACGUUAUUCUGGCCCAUUGUGCAGAGUACAUGAAUGUUAACUUUGGAAUGGUUUCCCUGUCACAGGCAGACCCUACAAUAGUAGAGCGAACAGUAAACGAGGAAGAAAAACGAAUCCACGCUCUCAUUGAACAACUGAACAAAAUUCUGGAAUCCCACAAUUUAAGCGGUGAAGUGGUUCGCAUUCAAGGUGAAGGCAAUCCUGGUCAUGACAUAAUUCACAAAGCAAAGGAGAAGAAAGCGGACAUGAUAGUGACGGGGUCACGUGGUAUGGGUAAAUUAAGACGAACUUUUAUGGGCAGUGUGAGUGACUUCUUGGUUCAUCAUUCCCACAUCCCUGUCCUCGUGUGUAAGCACGAAAAACACGAACAGCAACACUGAUUAGUGUACAUCUUAACUAUAUUUUGAUAUAUACUACAUUCUACAUUA
Saccostrea cuccullata (small rock oyster) is the source of this 834-nucleotide messenger RNA. Its product is annotated as stress response protein NhaX-like. The coding region runs from base 310 to 786 and encodes 158 amino acids. The record is from RefSeq and is a predicted model, not a curated record. NCBI's taxonomy places the organism in Eukaryota, Metazoa, Mollusca, Bivalvia, Ostreida, Ostreidae. The transcript is spliced from 4 exons.